AAAAAACUCCUUUCAGCUUCGAAGCUCGACGAGCUACAACCAACUACCGCAAGAAACAGAUGUUCAGUUUAUUUCGCCCAGAUACAUACAUGAACCAGAAAUGGAAGAAUUUAAAGUAAAUAUCAAAGUAUUCAGAAAUACAGGAAAUGAUAAAAAAAGCCUUCAGAACACCGUCCAAAGUUUCAUUCAAAGUACCAACAGUGGUCAUGAAAUUGCAGUAGUUCAGUCGAUUGAAGGAGAUGGAAGACCUAUUCUUGAAGAGUUCUUCGACAAUCUGGGGUUCAAACUGAAUCGCAACCGUUCAGCAGAAGAGAAUUUGUCCAGGGAAGACUUCCUCGAGCGAGCAAACACCAUGCAAGCAAUCAUGCCAGAGUUGACAUUUCGAUUAUACAACUGUGACAAGAUGUAUGACCUUGAUAAAGUCGAAGCUCUCAUCACGAAAGUCACAACGAGGAUGUCUCAAGAAGUCAAGAUAGAGAAGACGUACUUCCCGCUUCCAGAGAUGCAUAAGUUGUGCAGAAAGCUUGAAGAAGAGGGAAAACAUAGAGGUUACGCCGUGUUUGUCGUACAUGCUGACGAACCGGGUCUCGUCAUCAACAGCGAUUCGUCUGCCGCAGGAUAUUCCAAGCUUUAUCGCACACUAGCACGAUUAUCAGGUGAUCGAGUGCUGAUCGUGAUUGGUGGAGAUGAUGGCUACAAAGACCAAGGAGAGCGUGACAAGUCAGUUCUGUCACGCCAGGUACUCAACAAAGUCCGUCCUCAGUUUAAAGCGAAAUACUUGAACGGAAUGAAAAGUUUCGUGUUCUCUUGGGAUGAAAGUCACUAUCCCAUUCACGAAGAGGCGCUAGAGUUUUAUCUGGAUCCACAGAAACAGGGACAAGAAUUUGUUCCUGGCUCCAAAACUGAGCCGCCAAGUUUGGCGUUACCAAAAGGUGAUGAGAGAAAAAGUACUCCGCCAACCGAAGUAGCACAUCAAGAGAAGGACACACCUAAUACAACAUCAAACAAAGCCCAAGCUGCAUGCAAAUCACCUGAAUUCCACGUGUUGUCUUUCCAUUCAAAAAAGGAAACUGUAUCCACUGUGGAAAACUUUCUGUCAGACGUUUCCAAAAAGCUUAACGUUGCAUGCAAAUCGAGCUCUCCUUAUUUACUUCCAAGUGAUUUUCCACAGCACAUCGAGAAGAACAUGCCUCAGUAUGUGGUCCUGGUCUCUGAAAUGAAUGACUUUAAGAACAUACGACACAUAGAUAGUUGGGUACAACUUUAUCAAGAUAUCUUCAAAAGCAUCUCGAUCACUGACAAAACCCUGGUCUUCGUGGUGUGCGGUGACCCGGUCAGCAAAGAUGGUAGUUUGAGUUCUGAUUUUAUUCAAGAGCAAUUCUCCUCUCUCAACUCAGCUAUUCUGCCUCCAAGCAAGGUACUUGUGAUGUCAUGGGACGCCAAGCCUUGUUCUCUCCACCAAGAUGCGUUACUCCAGCUUCUCAACCCUCACCAUGAAAAGAAAUCAAGAACCUCCGAGAAACACGAUGAAUCAUGUCCAGCAGAUGCUGAGAUAGAUCCCGUUAAGGGUCGUCUGCGUUACAAAGCGAGGAUAAGAUAUGGACGAGUCGUUGAAGUACUGGAGUCAGAUCCUCCUGGAUGGAAACCAGAAGAAUCGAUGCUGAAGCAACAACUUGAGAGAAAUAAGGAUUUGAUCAGAGGAUUUCUCGAGUUCUGGGAAAAUAGAAAAGGAAACAUCACGGCAGUUGUUGGGCGUCCUGACCCCUUAUCGAAUGUGUUAGGCUUUUAUGGGAAGCGGGCUUUUAAAGGCUUGUGGCAAGAACAGACGUAAACUAACCUCUUAUUAUGAAAAGACUCGUUUAUAUAGUUAGGAUCCAAACCCUGUCACCUAAAGAAGGGACAAAACGGAAACUAUUUGUAAACCAAUAAGUCAUAAAUAAAUGUAAUGCGAAAAAUUCCCAAUAAGUAUUACAAGGUUAACGUUAGCAUUUCCAAAUGAUAAUUAAAGUUGAUUUUAUAGGAUUAAUAAUGUGAUUAAGGAGAAUUUUUCCGGAAAUUUCAUUCAGGAGCAGAGCUUCUAAAGACUUCCAGUAUUUCCAAGAAAUAAACAUUCUGUCAACAAAAA
Actinia tenebrosa (Australian red waratah sea anemone) is the source of this 2125-nucleotide messenger RNA. RefSeq lists its product as uncharacterized. Lineage: Eukaryota; Metazoa; Cnidaria; Anthozoa; Actiniaria; Actiniidae. The record is from RefSeq and is a predicted model, not a curated record.